AUGCCAUUCCAGAUGGCAGUCCGCCUCCUCUCUCCCGUGCUUAUUGUUCUUACCAUCCUGACUUUGUUUGCCUCUGCCUACGUUCCCAGUGCUGGCUGUGUUGGUGAAGUGUCCAGUGUUUCCCGAGCCCCGGGUUUAAUAGACGUUUUCACUGUCGGGUCCGACGGGAAGGUCUACACAGCUGCGUGGACACCAAGAGAUGUAUCCUUCCGCGGAUGGUGGCACAUUGCUUCGACAUCAGAUAUCGAAGUUCCACCCUGUUCCUCUGUUUCAGUCGUAUCCAGGUCGUUGGAUAAGUUGGACGUCUUCGUUGCCGGUAUCGAUGGUCGGGUGUACUCGGCUUCGUGGGCACAAGGGGACACGACAUGGCAUGGUUGGUUCUUCAUUAAUGCGGAGGUGUUGCCAGGCUCGCAUAUUGAAUCUAUUUCUCGUUCGGACGGCAAAAUUGAUUUGUUUGUCACGGGCCUGGACGAAAGAGUUUGGCACGCUUCGUUCCAGCACAGCGACUUCGCAGCCACUCGCUGGGCACCGAUUGGAACACUCAAAGUAUCGCCUGCCUCCCGCAUUGGGUCUGUGUCUCGUGACAAGGGUAAGAUUGAUGUGUUCGUCACGGGAGCUGAUGGUCUUAUCUACUCUUCAUCGUGGGAGCCUGGCCUGAGCAAGUUCCGUGACUGGGUGCACAUCGGUGGACGAACAGUACCUGGCACUCCUAUCACGGCAGUCUCACGAGCGGAAAAUCAGAUCGAUAUUUUCCUUAUCGGUUUGGACGAGAAGGUUUGGACGAGCUACUAUCGCCCUGGCAGAACGACAUAUGGCGGUUGGAGAUCUAUUCCAUCAGCGAACUUUCCACCGCACACAAUCGUGUCAGCCGUAGUACCGUCAGUUCACGACAUCCAUAUCUUUGCCACGUCAAGGACCGGCGCCAUAAUUACCACUUUCCAGAAGGACGCCACACCGGAGUGGUCAGCCUGGGAGUCGGUACGUCGCGGAACAACAGUUCCUGGGGCACCCGUCGGUGCACUCAGGCGCGGCCCCGGAAAGAUCGACGUGUUCAUGACUGGUAUCGAUGCAAAAGUCAGAACAUCAGCUUGGCAGGUUGGCCCAAGUGGUUUCGGGAACUGGGCUUCAGUCGGUACCCUUGUCGGAGGCAUGACCGACCCUAAACCUGGUCAAUGGAGGGAAGUGGGCAUUGCAUACGGGGUUGAGAACUCUGACUUUUCAGAUGAGGCCCAAGGCAUAGCCACUGACAACAACUUCUGGUACCUGUCAACUAACACGAAAGACAACAAGUCCGUCCGGAAGGUCAGUAAUGCCGGGGAUGUGGUAGCAACGAUAAAAGUGCCAAUGAACGGCGAGGAUGUGCAUGUCGGCGCAUUAUCACAUUAUCAAGGAUGGCUGUAUGUCCCAAUUCAAUACCCACAUGGCAUCUGGAAAUUCAGGGCCGAUUUUACCCGGGAAGAGUGGCUUCCCAUUGGUAUCUCAGACAAUGUUCUCUCCUUCGCUGCCAUCAAUCCAUUGAAUGGAAGAUUGUACACGACUCGUUUUGACAUAUAUACACUCCAGACCCCUACUCUCUAUGCUUAUGACCGCAACACCAUGACAAGGAAGCCAGAAGACGAUAUUAUCCUGGGCUCAACACCUAUCCCUCUAGCCAAUAUUCAAGGUGGAGUGUUCACCGCACGUGGGCGGCUUAUUCUUGUGACAAGCGAUGCGGAAGCGUACGACUACUCGAACUACUUGUUUGUAUUUUCGGCAAGAACUGGGUAUUGCUUCGGCAUGAAAUCUCUGGGAAGCUACGGAUCGGCUGGUUCUGAGACGGAAUCCGUCGCUGUGCGACCGUGGAGAUUCGAUUCGAGACGGGCCCCUGUGCAUGUCUUGGAGCUGGACAAUGAUAUCUGGACGGCGGAUGACUUUUAUAUUCACAGCUAUUCUGUACCAUUUCCAGACCUUCUUUAA
This is a messenger RNA of Pochonia chlamydosporia 170, 1956 nucleotides long. RefSeq lists its product as hypothetical. The coding region runs from base 1 to 1956 and encodes 651 amino acids. NCBI's taxonomy places the organism in Eukaryota, Fungi, Ascomycota, Sordariomycetes, Hypocreales, Clavicipitaceae. The transcript has a single exon. The record is from RefSeq and is a predicted model, not a curated record.